Molecule: messenger RNA, 2277 nt
Organism: Nematocida homosporus
Lineage: Eukaryota; Fungi; Microsporidia
Product: chitin synthase
Exons: 1
Coding region: 1-2277 (758 amino acids)
Cellular component (GO): cell periphery; cell septum
Molecular function (GO): chitin synthase activity
Source: RefSeq, a predicted model, not a curated record
AUGGAAAACAACAAUAUACACGAAAGCUCGCAAAUCGUACAACGGUCGAGUGGAAGUGCCUGGGUAGGGUUUUCAGCUCUCUGCACCUCAUUCAUUCCCGGUUUCAUUUUGCGAUUGUUUGGAGUAAAGUCAAAAGAAGCACAGAGCGCCUGGCGAGAAAAGGUAGUUCUUUGUUGGAUGAUCAUUAUCGCUUGCUGCUUUCUAGCCUUCAUUACCUACGGAAUGACCAUGUUCGUCUGCAUCCCGCAGAUGAGUUUUACUAAAGAGAAGAUGCUUGAGAUUAAAGAAGGACCUUGGAUUAUUGUUAGAGGAAAGAUAUUAGAUGUGGCCCCUGGAGAUAUACUGAGCGACCAGACUGGGGCUGAUGUCAGCCGCAUGUUUAAACUAGACACACCUUCUUGCCAGAGUGCUUUUGGCAAAGAUAUUGUUAAUGGUGGCACUAUGGAACUGAGCAACUACGCUGAAGUUGGCCCGAUCAACUAUACGUGGUCCUCUGUGCUUGGCGGAGGGUUAACUGUAAUAGGGAGUAGUGUGUACAAUCUACAGGAUGCAGUUUUGCCACCCUCAAUUUCAUUUCUGAACAAUGCCGUUGAUGCAACUAGAGCCAGUGAGAGAUUGCGGCCGAUUGAAAUGCAGUGCCUACGUGAAUCUUGCUAUGCCGGGGAAUUGGCUUUAAAAUCAGUCGGCUGCCAAAUCACCGACGGUUUUCUUUACAUUUCCUGUGUGACUAUUCUUAGUAUGGUGAUCAGUCGGUUUGUCUUAGCCGUGUUGUAUUCGAUUGUAGCGCGAAUUCAAGCCUGGCGGCUCAUGCGCUCCUCAACCGACACCAUGCCAGUUAUUAUGAUGACUGCUUGCUAUUCAGAAGGCCGUGAAGGUCUUAAAGCCACCUUAGAUAGUUUGUGUCUACAGGACUACACUAAAAAGCUGAUUGUCGUUGUAGCAGAUGGAUUCAUUACGGGGUCGGGCAACGAAGCAUCAACUCCGGACAUUCUCAAGUCUAUGAUUCGGCCAAGCGAUGAUGUUCCCUCCGAGUACAGCACCACCCCACAGCAGUACAUUUCCAUUGCCGCCGGCGCAGCUAAACUCAAUCACGCCGAAGUCCAUGCCGGCACUUAUACAGCCGAAGAUAAACGAGGGGCAGUCACAGCCAAUAUCAUUCUCAUUCUAAAAACGGAAAACCGAGGCAAACGAGAUAGCCAGAUGGUUGUGAUGAACUUCUUCCACCGCAUUCUCUACAAAACCCGCCUAACCCAACUAGACCAAGCUCUCUAUCGCACAAUCAAGACUCUAACCGGCUUGCAUCCCUCCGAAUUUGGCGCCGUGCUUAUGGUUGAUGCCGAUACUUCCGUUCGUCCCAAUGCUCUUCGCAUCAUGGCCCGAACAAUGCAGAAUGAUGAAAACAUCAUGGGUCUCUGCGGCGAAACCCUUAUCUCCAACAAACUCGGCUCCUGGGUAGCCGCCAUCCAAGUUUUUGAGUACUACGCUAGUCACCAUCUAACUAAGGGCUUUGAAAGCAUUUUUGGCAACGUCACCUGCCUUCCCGGCUGUUUCUGUAUGUAUCGCAUCAAAGUCGAACGCGGCGGCAGCCAUGCCCCAAUUCUAGUCGCACCAUCCGUAUUACAUGCCUACGGCAGUGAUGAAACAAAGACUCUCCACGAAAAGAACCUACUACUACUCGGCGAAGACCGGUACCUCACCACUCUUCUCCUCAAGAACUUCCCCAAAAGAAAGCUAGUCUUCCUCCCUAAUGCUCUAUGCGACACAAUAGUUCCCGAUCGUUUUUCCGUUCUACUUAGUCAACGCCGCCGAUGGAUCAACUCAACUAUCCACAAUCUUUUUGAGCUACUCAAAGUCGAUCUCUGCGGCACUUUCUUCUGUUCUAUGCAGUUCAUUGUAGUUCUUGAACUUUUUGGCACCAUUGUUCUUCCAGCCGCCAUUAUCUUUACCGGUGUUCUUAUUCUAACAGCCAUCCUUAUCCAACCAGUCUGGAUUCCUUUAAUCCUUCUUGUUGCCAUCUUAGGACUACCCAUGGGUCUAGUAUUUGUCACCAACUUCAAUCCUCUCUACUUUAUUUGGUUUGUUAUCUAUCUUGUCUCCCUACCCAUAUGGAACUUUGUCCUACCCGUCUAUGCCUUCUGGCACUUUGAUGAUUUCUCCUGGGGCGAAACCCGCCGCAUCGACAAGCCCGAAGAAUCCAUUCCCCACGGCACUACCCCCGAAAAAGAGGCCAAUACCCCACAAGCCAAGAUAAUCCUCACCAACUAUGAAGAGAUCUAG